CCAACCGCUGGGUUAAAACAACCCAAUGGUUUGUCCAUUUUUAACCCAACCAAAGUCCCCUUAAAUCAAGUCAAAAAUACUAAGAAAAUAUAUAUAUAUUUUUUGCAGUGCACAGUCAGAAAAUCACACGUGCGAAGCCUUAAGAGUUUAAGAUUUUUAUUAUUAUUAAUAUUAUUAUUUAUUAACAUCUUCCUUCUUUUAGGACAUAAUACUGUUUAUUUAAAAAAAAAAAAAAAAAAAAGUGUUUAAAGUUUAACAUAUAUUAGAAUGUAUGUGAAGUACUGAGUCAAGGUCUGAAGUCAGUGGCCCGCAUGUCAAAGGCUGUUAAUGAGGAUGAUUUGAAGACACAAAGAUGCCUUACAGAAAAGGCAAACACGCUUCGGGUAACAGUGAGUAAAUCUUCAUUUCCAUGUGCGUCAUAGUCAUGUCAUUGCGUUUACUUCUGUCACUAUGGAGGACCUGGCUGUCCAGAGAUAACAGACAACAACCUGCUAAAACCAACAAGGACAUGCAGCAAUUUCCAACAUUUGUCUCUUCAUUGAUGUUAUCGUCUAAUGACGUCUAAACCAGAUCCAACAUUGUGAUAUUCGACAAAUAGGCUAUAAAAUACGGCCUUAAACACAUAAAAAAUGUAUUCAUGCAAUUUGUCAAACAAAAGUGAAGACGCCAUAAGCAAAAAUUGUCUAUAAAACUGCAAAAAGCAAUGCUUUCUUUAAAAAAGUGAAUGCACUUUUUAUUUUUAGGAAAGGCUAGGUUGGUGUAAGAGAAAAGGAAAUUCAAAGGUGGCCUUAACGGUGUAUGUAUCUGAUUAAUUAAUAUGAGGCAGACAGUUUAUUUAACUUUAGUCAUGAUGUUUGACCUGUAAGGCUGUCUGUUCACUCUUAUCUGUGCGGGGUGAGCAGCAUACAAACCCUUGUGUAAACUAAGGUGUAAAUUUAUAGUUGGUUUGAAUGCACUGUCACACCAGUCCAUCUCAGCUGCAUCACAGCAGCAGGUGCAAAUUCACACUAUAAGGGAAUACUCUGGUUGUAACAUGGUCAAAUUAAGAUCUGCACGGUCAGAGAUGAAGUUACUGACCAUUUAUCUCUUUGGGAUUUUUGCUUUUGUGUCAUCCUCCACCUCAACAGAUGUGCAAAAGAUAACAAAUGCAAUUAAGAUGCGCAACUGGAAUGAAAUAUUCCAGGUAAAAGAUUUGACGCGCAAUGUUCCGACCAAUAGGAAGGCACCUGAGUUCAUGAUGGAGUUAUAUGAUGCCGUUGCGGACUCGAACGGAACGCUGAAAAACUCGAAAGUGCUGGAAGGAAAUAUUGUUAGGAGUUUCGAAGGACAGUCCAGUGGCUCAUAUCACUUCUUUAAUCUGACAUCAUUCGGACAGGACGAGCGCGUGGUCAAAGCAGAAUUCCGAUGGUUUCACCAGAAACAGCCUUUUAUGGGACGUCAUCGCUUUUACAAAGUCGAGCUGUAUGAAGUGCUGGACAGCAGACCUAAACCUUGGCAAAGAAAUUUGAUAUGCGCACCUGUCUACACUAGAGGAUGGGAGGUAUUCAACAUCACACAAAUGGUGACCAGAUGGAUUCUUCACAGCGGUACAAAUAAUGGUAUCCUGGUCGUGAUUGCUUCACCUUCAGGUAACUGGUUUAAGUCCAGCAUUCAGAUGAACGGGCAGUCCGAUGAGACAAAUGCAUAUUUGGUUAUAUAUUCAGAUGAUGGACGAAAGCGCUACCAACACCCACCUUUCUACACAGGACAAAAUAUCAACACAUCCCUUAAAUUCCUCGAGCCUACAGAAAGUUUAGUGAAGUCAACAAUGCGGAACCGCAGGAGCGUGCGCACGUUAACUUCUACAUGCCAGAGAACAAACCUCUAUGUAGACUUCACUAAAAUUGGGUGGUCAGGGUGGAUAAUAUCUCCCAGAGGUUAUAACGCAUACAGUUGCAUGGGCUCGUGUCCGUUCCCGCUGGGCGAAGGUCUACGGGCUACGAAUCACGCUACCGUAAGAUCCAUCAUGAACGCGCUGAAACUAUCGCAGGAGGCGGGAAAACCGUGCUGCGUACCUGAUGUGCUUCACCCCAUCAGCCUCCUGUACUUCGACGAUGAGGAAAAUGUUGUUCUAAAACAGUACAACGACAUGGUUGCGGGCAGUUGUGGCUGCCAUUAAAAUACAAAACGGCAAGAUGUAAACUUAUCUGUUGAUGUGUACUGUUUGAAGCAUUACAUGUGCCACACUUCAAUCAAAUGUAAAUUUAGAUAGCACUAAUAUAAGUUGUUAUUUGUAUGGGUAUUUGUAAGUCUAAACCAAAUUAAAGAUAUUAAAUGCAUGCAAUACGAUAA
Molecule: messenger RNA, 2331 nt
Organism: Ctenopharyngodon idella (grass carp)
Lineage: Eukaryota; Metazoa; Chordata; Actinopteri; Cypriniformes; Xenocyprididae
Product: bone morphogenetic protein 2-B-like
Exons: 5
Coding region: 1034-2158 (374 amino acids)
Biological process (GO): SMAD protein signal transduction
Cellular component (GO): extracellular region
Molecular function (GO): cytokine activity; growth factor activity
Source: RefSeq, a predicted model, not a curated record